AUCUCGGAUGAGGACAGAUACAAGUCUGGUGGGAUACUGUACGGAGCUCGCAAACUGUACACAAAAAUAAAUAAAGACAAAUUGUAAAAGGAAGGAAGACGAUACUACUUGGCUGUGAGAAUUUGUUAAAAAAAAUAGAGCAUCUUCAAAGUAUGUCUUUAUAAACACAUACAAAACGAAUUAUAGGCUACAAGUCUCUCUAGAUACAUGCCAAGGGCACGUUGACGUGUAUUGUCACGAACCCUAUUAAAUGUUGAUCUGCACAAGGAAAGCGGACUUGGAGACGCAUUGCCAUUUCGCUCUGAGAACACCGAGUUGGUUUUGAGUGACGUUUCUUCUCUUUUCCUCCGGGGCUAUCAGUCUGCGAGCUACACCGUUUUCUAAUUGAUCCGUCAUAAAUGUCAUUCCUGAACAUAAGAAAGCAGCGACAGCAGCUUACUCCUGUAUCGUAUUAUUUCGUCUCAUUAAUUUCGAAGCCAGAGGAUCGAUAAACAAGAUCAAUUUUUUUGUUGAGAGUUGAGAGAAAUCAAUAGGCGACAUAUCAACUGCCACGCCGAGACCUAUUCCCUCAUUGAAGUGAACGCAGUGACAUAACGACUCUAACGGACUCGGUCAGAUCAGGUGAAUAAUUUCCAAAGACAAGGACUAUCAUUGGUCUCACACCAACCGACAAUAAUGCCAACAGAAAUACAAGCAAGUGGCUGUACAUGUCAAACAACGUUUGGAUUGUCAGGAAUUCGCAGCUCUCAUCCUGUUGAACACCAUCAGUAGCUGCCACCUUCAGUGAGGUCCUCUUAAACCACUUCCACUGACCCCUGAACCCUCGUUGCCAUGGAGAACAUGAGUGAGCUCCAGAACCCGCUCCUGGACAAGAACAGCAAGCACGUCGUCAACGGUUACGGCGGCGACUUCCCUAACAACCAGUACCAGGAGAACAUCAUCAACUACUUAACCGGUGGCAACAGCGGAGAAGGAGGAGGUAACACUAACAACGGUACGGUGGCCCAUGUGGGACACAACAACCCCAACGGCAAGACGAAAGCCCAACAACUCCUGGACGCCACAUCCCUCCAUCUGGCCGUCGAGGCCUUCUACAGGCCUAACUUUAUCCUGUACAAGGAGGAAGGGGGAGGAGGUGGCGUCAAGUCCAAGGAUUAUAAGAGCGAGUGCUGCGAGACUACCUUCACAGAGAAGAAAGAGAAGGAGAGGGAGGCAUCUGUCGCAGUGGAGACCCCCGGCAGCACAGAGGACCCUCAGGCCAAGCUGCUGGAAGAAGGAGACAAUGUGAAGAUACAGACUGUCUCCUACGAGGUGGAGGAGGAGGAGUAUGUGGAUUACGAGACGGACUGCUCCAGUGACAGCGAGAGUGAAGAUAACUUCAUAGUGAUCCCACCCAGAGACCACCUGGGCCUGGCCAUCUUCUCCAUGCUCUGCUGCUUCUGGCCCCUGGGCAUCGCUGCGUUCUACUUCUCCCAGGGGACCAGCAAGGCGGUGACGAAGGGCGACUUCCCGCUGGCGAGCAUCGCAUCACGAAGGGCUUUGUUCCUGGCAGCCCUCUCCAUCACCAUCGGGACAGGCGUCUACGUGGGGGUGGUGGUGGCACUCAUCGCCUACCUCUCCAAACCAGGUCACAUAUAGCAGCGCCAGGGGGAACUGGUCCUACCGGUAAUGGAAGACUGCUACUGCCAGGGAAAGGUUUAGGGGGGCAUCAUUAUUUUUUUCUUCCACCAUCCCUCUAUCUGUCCAGCCUUCUCUCAGACUACCAGGGGAACAACAGGAGAGCAGUGAUGAACCACCCCUUCUCAAUGGACACACUGCUACUGCCAGGGAAUGGUUUGAACUGCCCUCCUCCCGUAACAUAACAGCACUGCUGACAUGGAAUACGUUCCUCUAUCUUUCUCCCUCAUCCCUUCAUCUCUCUAUCCUCCUCCCUUCAGCCUCCCUACAGGCAGCAAAGAUUAGAUGAAGGAACAAAGAGGAGCUAGGCAUGAAGGGGAGAGGAGGAGGAGGAGAAGAGCAAGGGGAAACUAGGACAGAGAGAACACAGACACUGUUUUCUCUGGGAAAAGUUAUCUGAAGUGAGGUAAAGAGGAACACAGUUUCAGUUGUGCUGUCCUGUUCUGUUCGCCUUUCCCCCCUGUAGGGUGUUUGAACUUUGCUUUGUUACUUCAACAUUCUACAGACCAUUACAGAAACAGAGAUGGGUGGGGAGGGAUCAGACAGCAAAAAACAUUGUUUGCAAUUACUGAGACUUUAGCAGACGGAGGGACUUCAAGGGACCGCAGUGUCUGGAGGUCUCACUGAGAGGACUAUAAAAACGUCCUUGAAUUCUCUAUCUGUAUGCCAUCCGAACCAGGUUUGAACAUUUUGAUUAUUUGGAGCCCCUGCUACUAACUGACUAUCUCUGUUAAUUUACCAUCAAAUGUUUCUUCAAUGGGCCUGGUUCUAAGGCCUACUGCUGGGUGGUUCUCUGUCAACAUGAAGCCUCCGCCCGUCUGCUCCUCUCUCUCUCUCUCGUCUGAGAUAGGAGAGAGAGAGAGAGAGAGAGAGAGAGAGAGAGAGAGAGAGAGAGAGAGAUUCAUGGUGAUGUCAUAUAACAGACCCCUAUUGCUUUCUGCCUUUCAGAACUUUAACGUUUCUGUCUGGCCAAUGGCGCGUUUUCAUCUUCAAUAAGGAGACUUUUGGGACUAUUGUCAACAAACUCAGAAGUGUUUAAUUGCAGUUUGUCUUUUCAUUGAAGAAAAAAAGGAUAAUGACAACAAAGAAAAAGCUGCAUCCAAACAUUGACAGAUUUCAUCAAAGAAGGAUUUGUUUUGUGUAUUUCUUAGCUGAACCAGCUGCGAUGGCAUGAAUUCAAUUAUAUUAAUUAAAGAAGAAAAAGCUAAUUUCCUGCUCUCUGCAGGUGAACUGGGGGGGUUACCAGGGAGAGAGAACUUCAGAAUGAUGCACAAUAGUUAAGUUUACCUCCUUAAAGCUACAUAAAUGUCAGUCCAUCAAAGGGAAACGCCUUCCACACAGACGCCAGUUCAAUGAGGACAGGACAAAUCAUCCUCUAGUACUAACGUCUACUAAUCUAUCAUCUGCAUCAUAAACUCAACUCUCUGGUCGCUGGGACCAGUGUAAACUCAACUCUCUGGUCUCUGGGGCCAGUGUAAAUUCAACUCUCUGGUCUCUGGGGCCAGUGUAAAUUCAACUCUCUGGUCUCUGGGACCAGUGUAAAUUCAACUCUCUGGUCUCUGGGACCAGUGUAAAUUCAACUCUCUGGUCUCUGGGACCAGUGUAAACUCAACUCUCUGGUCUCUGGGACCAGUGUAAACUCAACUCUCUGGUCUCUGGGACCAGUGUAAAUUCAACUCUUUGGUCUCUGGGGCCAGUGUAAAUUCAACUCUCUGGUCUCUGGGACCAGUGUAAACUCAACUCUCUGGUCUCUGGGACCAGUGUAAACUCAACUCUCUGGUCUCUGGGGCCAGUGUAAAUUCAACUCUCUGGUCUCUGAGGUCUAACUCAGUGUUGUGAUACAGUAAAGUACAGGUAUUCAAUAAAUGCCUUUCCAGGACCCAGGCAGAGUGUGAACAGUGAAGCGUUGAAACCCAACACUGUAAAAAUUACAGCCGCCUCCCUCCCAUAUGCCAUAGGAGAUAUUAAAAGGAGAAAACGAUUUCAGUAUCACUAAUAAAGACUGAACCGUGUGGAUUUGGCUCCUGAGGGAAAAAGGCUGGGAAGUGUUUUGCUAUAAUGGCUCCCAUUAGAACUCAGCAGCAGUAGCCAGAAGGCUAUACGCUUGGAAAGUGGAAACGCUUGGAAAGUGGAGACAUCAGAAAACGUUAAAAAAGUCAACAUUGUGUAUACAGCUUGACGUUUGAGAGACACCGUCGUGCUUGCUAGCAAGGAGAUUUGCGCUGGCUAAUUAACGGUAAAUACUGUAAGUGAAUUGUUUCCCCUCUCAAUUAUCCAAACUAAAAUUGUUUACAGUUAGUUAGCAGUCACUAUUUUGCUAGCUACGGUAGUGCUGCCAUGCCAAUAAUAACCUGUUUCCUAAAAUGACGGGUGUUUCCAGUUGUAUUUACAUUUGCAGUCGGUAGACAUGUUGUUUGAACUGUCUUUUUCAACUGCUGUGGGCAUUGUCUCGCCAAUAGGCUAAUUAUGUCUGACCAUUAUCAAUAGACACACAGAGAGACUUCUUCUUCAUUAGACUAGACACUGAGGCCAUGCACGCUCACACACACACACACACAUACACACACACAUACACAUACACACAUACAUACACAUCCUGGGUGGCAGUCCCAGAUAACAGCCCACCAUGUUUUAAUUGAUUUCCUAGAAACUUUUGUUGUUCUGGGCCGUUAACACUCGCCUCAUUCAUUACCUAAUGAACUGAACUCACUAUUUACACCUGGUUGCUCCUACAAUUACAUGACCUUCGACCUUUCAACCUCCCACCCCUUUUACAGUACGUUCCCAUGGCAACUGUUUGGUCCCAACUGUUGCAGAGCCAUUGAUUUUUACUGCAGUGUGGCUGAAUCAGGGUCACACAGAGUAUUUCUUGGUAGUCUUAAACAAAUCUACUUUGAACCUAAAGUAAACACCUCACACACAUGGUUCUGGGCUUAAAAUAAAGAAGCCACCUGUACCAUAUCAGAUAUAGAGUUGAAAUGUAUUACAUUUUGAGUUUGCAUCUCAAUAAUACACUUUAUACAGUAUACAUCCCAGAAGACUGAAAUUUUGCAAAACUGUUUUAAGACGUAGAAACCCCGUACUUUCAUCGGGUUUCUUUAAAUAAUGUUAAUUAUUUAUUAAUUUAUGAUACAUAUUAAUAACAUUCCACCCAUGAGGCCACUGGGUCAUUUGACUGCAGGAAAGGGAUCUAUGAUAGAUCUGUCUCUGCUCUGUGGAAUCCUUUAAGAUCACAUUAUACAAUAUUAGUGCUUGCACAUUGUUCUGAUGCCAAACACUGUCAACUACUACUGAGAGAUGUUAUAGGUAGUUUUGUUUGUUUUUACAGUGUCCAUAUUAGGACAUUCAACUCCACCUGAGACUGAAGAUGUCCUAAUAUGGACACCAUAUUAUUGUUUGUUUAUCUUUUUUGUUGUUGAGGAAAACUCUUCACUGCUGAUAAAUCUGCUGAUAAAUGAUUUGUGUUCUGUUCUGUAUGAUGUGUUUUAUGUGGCUCUUUAGUGAACCAGGUAUUGUCCAAUAUGUCGAAUAGGGUUUACCAUUAAUGUUGAUGCUGUUGUUUCUCCCAACUCUAAACCUUAUUGGCUGAUGAUCUCCAUCUAUGUAACAACUCUUAAACUGAUAGGCUAAACAUUUCCGUGUACGUAACUAAGAGGUUUUAACAGGAUGUUUCUGAGCAUUCUUCAAUACCAGGGUGGUCAUGUUAUCUCUGAGUAUUGUGAUAUUAAAAAAAAAGAAUAAAAAAAAAAAAAGAUAAAAAAUGACUUGCAUUUUAUGUUGGAUUUACAUUAAGGUUGGGAUGCCCUACCUACUGUACGUCUUGUGAGAUGAUAACAUGUAAAUAUUCCGGGAUGUAAUUUAAAAUAAAAACAAAAGGAGAUGAUUUUCUUUUCUUAAAACUUGAAAAUGUUUUUCUUUCUCAGUCGUUUGGCAAAUCAAAUCACAUUUUAUUUGUCACAUGCUCCAAAUACUACAACAACCUUACAGUGAAAUGCUGACUGACAAGCCUUUAAUCAACAAUGGCA
This is a messenger RNA of Salmo salar (Atlantic salmon), 5702 nucleotides long. RefSeq names its product synapse differentiation-inducing gene protein 1-like. NCBI's taxonomy places the organism in Eukaryota, Metazoa, Chordata, Actinopteri, Salmoniformes, Salmonidae. The record is from RefSeq and is a predicted model, not a curated record. Gene Ontology annotation, cellular component: intracellular membrane-bounded organelle; membrane.